This is a messenger RNA of Eremothecium cymbalariae DBVPG#7215, 867 nucleotides long. RefSeq names its product Rrg8p (gene RRG8). Lineage: Eukaryota; Fungi; Ascomycota; Saccharomycetes; Saccharomycetales; Saccharomycetaceae. The record is from RefSeq and is a predicted model, not a curated record. The transcript has a single exon. Bases 1 to 867 code for a protein of 288 amino acids.
AUGAGAAAAGUGAGACCCCAUAUAGGUGGAUUGGUGCCGGUUGCAAUCACUAGAUGUAUGACGAAGAAUGCUCCUAAAAGGGUUCCUUGCGUACCGAGUGUGGAGACACCCUUGUUCACUAAUUUUCAGAAGUGGGCAGGCAAGAAAAAGAUGCUGUAUUUCAGUAGAGAUGAUAUCUCUAGAUCAAAGCCAUUAAUGCUGCCUAAUUUUAAUCUAAACGGUAAUAUGUUUGCUCAGAUGCUUCAGAAGCCUAUAAGAUUGGAUACCUUAUCACGAGUUAAAGUUCCCAGAGCUUUUCUUGUACAAUUAAAAGUGCAUAAAUUGGCAGUGAAUAACGAAAAUAAAAAAUUAAUAGAGCUGGCGCCGGCUAUUAUCAGUGGCAGUCAUUCGAGUAGCUCGUAUGUACCACUUAGUAGACAGGCGUUGGCUACGAUGAGUUUGUCUCAACUGCUGCCGAGCUCCGUGAAAUAUUCUAAGAUGAGGCAUUUUGACGUUAGCGAGGUUGCUAUGGAUAGGGAUAAGUUGACGACAGGGUAUGAGGAAAAACUGGUAAAUUUGGUGACUGAUGGUCUUAAGGAGUUGGUUGGGAUAUUUGGGGAUGAGGCUGAUGUGGGGCUGGAGAAUUGGGAUAUUCUGGUAACGUACGACGAACGAAAUUCCUAUGACAUGGAACUACGCCAAUUUGAGGAUUUGGCCGGUAAGCCCGUGAUAAUAAUCUUUAAUCUACGAUUUCUACGAAGUGAAGAGUUAGAUAGGUUGAUCAAUGUGGAGCUUAAAACUCAUGAGUAUGGUAUAAUUUUGAAGAUACCGAAAAAUGAAAAUCUAAUCAAAUUUAUGUACAAUCUGAUAGCCUUCAAAACUUGUUAA